Halichondria panicea is the source of this 3660-nucleotide messenger RNA. RefSeq lists its product as uncharacterized. Bases 108 to 3578 code for a protein of 1156 amino acids. Gene Ontology annotation, cellular component: intracellular membrane-bounded organelle. Gene Ontology annotation, molecular function: phosphatidylinositol binding. The transcript is spliced from 7 exons. The record is from RefSeq and is a predicted model, not a curated record. Lineage: Eukaryota; Metazoa; Porifera; Demospongiae; Suberitida; Halichondriidae.
AGCUACCACCAGUACAGUGCUAGUGCUACGUGCAGUGGCUGCCCAGCUAGCUAGCUGGCUAGAACAGUGUCCAUUUAGCAAGCAAGAUCGACAUCCUGAAAAGCAAUAUGCAGAAGUGGUUGGUGGAUCUGAAGUUGCCUAACUACAGUAGGCUGUGGGGAACACUUGUCGUGUUGUGUGGACUCUUUGUAUUUGUCUCCUGCAUCCUGUUUGGACUAGUACAUGCUCUCCUCCUUUGCAUCCUAUUUGCAUUAGUGUACUCCAUUGUUUGUUUCAUCUGUUACCAUCCAGACGGGAAGUAUUUGAGAGAUAAAAUUGACGGAUAUUACGAAUCUCUGUUCAUUUGUACCCUCGGCUAUGUUCACAGAACCAGCUCGAAACCACAACAUGAAAUUCCAUUGAAAAGCUCGGAAAAACCGACCGAAAAAGUACAAGCCUCUAAAGCAAUCCACAGAGAAGCUCAGAAGAUUAUUCAACUCAUAAUGCGUGAUUUUAUUCAUUCGUGGUACGGAAAUGUCACAAGCGACUUGGAAUUUCCGGACGAUGUCCAAAAACUGUUAGAGCAUGUUGCUUUGGAAACAAACAUUCGUAUGCAAAAAAUCGAUUUAGAGGAAGUAAUCACUGAAAUUACUACACUCGUCAUUCCGUACUUAGAAACUGUCAACAAGUCUGGUACGCGAAAGUACAAUAACAUUGAAGUCUUUGAUGUAAAUUCUGAAUCGUGUUUAAGAGCUUUUGAAUGUGAUGACGUUGUAUCCCAUCGUGCACUCAACUCUCGUGAGCUGGAGCUAAAGUAUUAUCGACAAGCCCUUGAUGCACUCAUACAAUGUGCCUUCCCUGACAACUAUCAGAACUGUGAUCUGGCUUGCACGUUUGUACGAGAACUGCUCCUUAAGAAUAUUAUCGAGCCUUUGUUUGAUUUGCUUUGCGACCCUGAUUUUCUAAUUUCGUCCAUUCCUCUUAUUCUGAAGAAAGCUUCUCUGGAGAAAGUGCAGAGGGAAUCGGUUGAGAUAAAACAAGAAAACGAAGAAUUGGAAAGAAAAUUGAGUCACGGAAGACUAAUUUUGAAAAUUAAAGGCUCUCCUGUCUCACAACGACGAAGAUUUCAAACCCAGUCUGGACGAUUUUGUGGUAGUGAACACUAUUCCCUAACACCUGCCCCAGAAGUGCCUCGAGGCUCUCCUCCGAUCCCAAGGAAAUUUGACAAGCAAAGAGCUGCAACGUUAGCAAGUUUGCCCAAUAAGAAGAGAUCAACGUGGGCUUUCUCGACUGAGUCCUUUGAAACACCUCUCGCCCAAAGUAUGGCCUCCUAUAAUGCAGGUAGUCCACAACUUGGUGUUGAGCCGGAAGCCUUCACAGCUAGCACUUACGGAAUGCUGAAUGGGAACAGUCCUCCUAAAGAAGGUGCUUCAGUGUCGCAUCGUUCGUCUACUCUAACCCCAAAUUGGAACGAUCGGGCGGAGGCGAAUGAACGGAGGAUCAGUGAGGGAGAUGAUUCUGCCUGGGAUGUGGUCGAGUAUGAGAGAGGACCCAUCUACUUUGAUCGUCAUGUCCGUGUGGUGAGUAGGAGUGGGAGUAGCAGUCAUGUGGCUUACAUCUUCAAGUUCCCUAAGAGGCUUCUCAGUGAGAAAGAGUUGGAGGGACUGGGAAUCAGUGACGGAGACACUCACUUGGAGGGAAUGAAGAGAUACAGUCAGUUUGACAAGUUCCACUCCUCUCUACUCAAAACACCCAUGGCCACUCACCUUAAAGGGAUUUCUCUGCCUAGUAAACUGAGUUUCGCGAAGGUAUUCUCCAAGUUCUCUCUAACCACUGACCCAGACCCUGUGGAGCUACAGGAGAGGAUACAAGGGCUAGAGUCUUACCUUCAAGCUAUCUCUGCCGUAUCGAGCAUUGCUGACAGUCCUCAGUUCCAUGAUUUCUUGAUAAACGGGAUAGAAUCACUGAAACAUUCAAAUAUUGUUAAACCUCAACCCAAAGCUGCCAAGAGAAAGUCUUUCUUGAGCCUGAGAAAAGGACCACAUCUUCCAUCCUUCAAAGAGGCAAAAAAAGCUGAGCGAAUCCCCAAGCGGCCAGUAGAAACAGUCCUGAGUGCCUACCUGGACACAAACCUGCCCCUUCCCUCACACUCUCUACACACACUCCACAGCCUCAAAACCAACGCCUCUCAAUCAAGCGAACCGACACUCGACCCUAAAACUAGCCUCUUCAGAAGUGGUGUGGACACAGAAUCAAUCACUCAGAAUCUAGAGGCUGAAAGCAAUGAGUCACCCACACAAGAUCGUAGAGCUACAAUUGUGAAUGACACAGUAAACGAUUCGCCAUUGCAAAUUCGAAAGGCUACACUCGUAAAUAGAACAAGUGCCAACUCAUCACCCACCCACCAUCGAAGGGCUACCAUGAUAAGUACGGCAAGUACCGAUUCACCACCUAUCAACGGUCGAAUAUCCUCCCUUGGGAACGACUAUGCUGUCAUUGGUACACCCACCAACAGCUCUGUAGCUAGCAGUGGAGCAUCAUCAGAAGCAAGAUAUGUCCCUCUAGCAGACCUAGCAGCCACUCCCAAAGCUCCCGAAUACAUUCACCAUUCGCCACACAAGCACAAGGCAAAGAGGGGCAUUCCUCUACUGGACACCCGAGGUGAUGGUGCUCCUGAUACUGACACGGAUCAAAGCAGCGUUGCAAGCUUCGGUUGGAUAACAAUGGAGGAUGAGGAAUUAGUCACUGUUGGUGGAAGCACAGCCUCUCUGUCCACGGGCAGUUUUGUAAGUGCUUAUGAGCCGGAAAUGGAAGAGCCAAAAAUAGAAGCUGAAUUACAAGUCAAGGAAUCAAUAUCACCUGCGAUUGUGGAUACACAGAUUCAAGAGCCUCCAAAAUUGUCUAAAUUCGAUUUCAUAAAAGCACGCUUGUCCAAUUUGUUGUACUCAUUUAUCUUCUACAUUACUUUAAUCUACCACAUGGUGCUAAAAGGGUCGACCCCAGUGACACGCGAAGUCUCCGCAAGCUUAGCACAAGAACACACACAAAGAAUACCUCUUUCAAAUGCAAUACUUGCUCUAGGCUCUGAAGCAUCACGUAGACACUGCCACGAGUUAUGGGCCUGUCAUGUGAACACACAGCUUGCUCUGCUGGUCCUAGUAGGUGGAGGAAUGGAACGCUACAUGUGGAAGGAAUUUAAAGAAGUGGUGAACUCGAGUGAUAACUGGUCUCGUGCCCUUUACCAUCUCAGACAUACAUUGUGGCCCCGAGGGAAGUUCAUGAGGGGAGCCAGUCAGAGUCCCACGGAGGAGCGGAGGAAGGAGAUGAGGGGAGAAGCUGUGGCUGUCAUUAAGCAGUUCUUACCAAAUUUUCUCCCUGCUAUCAUUGGGUCAUCUGAUUAUGACAAUGCUGUUAACCACGUUCUGGACUGUCUGCAGAACCCCAAAGUCACACGGUACUUCGUGCUGCGUAUUAUUGAUGUGAUGCUAACAAAACUCAUCCCUGAAUUGAAUAACAAAGACUUUCAGAAGCAGCUGGCACAGUUACGGACCUUGAACCCUCCCCCUAGGAACAGAUUUAGUGUUGUUCGUCCCACAUGAGUGGUGGUUAUUUUUCUUGUUUGUCUACAUAUCCACUAAAUGUCGUAUCACUUUUUUUGAAACCAUUCAGGUAUUAUGUAUU